This is a messenger RNA of Hansenula ciferrii, 252 nucleotides long. RefSeq lists its product as uncharacterized. The transcript has a single exon. Bases 1 to 252 code for a protein of 83 amino acids. Lineage: Eukaryota; Fungi; Ascomycota; Saccharomycetes; Phaffomycetales; Wickerhamomycetaceae. The record is from RefSeq and is a predicted model, not a curated record.
AUGCAAGUUCAACAAGUCGUCGCCUCAUUCUUAGCUUCAUCAUCAUUAUUUGGUACUCAACAAGAAUCAAACGCUGUUGCUAACAACGAUUUUGCCGUUGUUCGUGGUCACAAUAAAGUUGUUUCUAACGGUUCAAACAAUUCAAAUGGUUCAAACUCAACCUCAUCAUCAAUCAACGGUGCUGCUUUAGCUUCAGGUAACGGUGCUGUCUUAGCUGCUGGUGUUGCUGGUUUAGCUGCUUUCUUAUUAUAA